AUGCUAAUAGAAUGUGAUUGUGAUCUGACUGGUACACACAUAGAAUCAAGUGGAAAAGUGGCAGUUUUCAGUGGAAGUAGAGGUGGUAUCGUUGGUGUCAAGGAACAUGCCAAUUUCCUUCUUGAACAACUUCCGCCGUUUACUAAAUGGGGAAUGGAGUACGCUUGCUCAUGUAAACCGUAUUGCAACAAGCACGGAGCCUUUAUACGGGUGAUGGCAAGGCAGAGCACGACCAUUCACAUCAGCGGGUACAUGAAAGUGAAAACUACGUCCACCAUUCCCUGGAUUCACCGGCGAAUUGAACAGGAUGACUCUGUGUACAUAACCGCAGACAACCCUGUUCUGGUGGUUAUGUUUCUGUUGAGUGACGACACACAUCCGUCAUCUAUGUUUUUGGUUCCACCUAUAGAAGGUCAGGCGAAUAGGAUGUUUUUCCAGUAUCCCACGGAAAACAUGAACAAGAUGGAAAUGACUGCAAUCUCAUCCGAUGUGAUGGAUUAUUCAGUAAACAAAGCCCCCGCCACCGUGCAGCAACACCUUCAUUUCCAAGGCUCACAACUGUUUGCAGGUCAGAUUAAGAUCCACGAUCAAAUUUCCCCCAAAGAGGUGAUUAUUGAGAAAAAUGAAGGCAGAUUUGGAGUUAUUGGAGUUUCGACAGGAUCUACAGCUGGCAAACCUUUACGAAUAGGGUUCUCGCUGGGCUCCUACCAUACUAUAGAUAGCCAGAAAGACCACCCGGCCUACCCUGGGGAUGGCGGGGACAAUGACGACGAUGGUUUAAUAGAUGAGGAUGAUUGUUCAGCCGACAAUAAUUGGAACUCACUUCUUCGAGACUGUAGCCUCAACUUUGGAUUGGUUGACGGAGGGUUAGGCAGGUCAGGUUCUGGAUCUCGAAAAGGUGGAUGGGGUGUUGGGCUCAAUCUGGGUCAGAUGCGGGGAAUGAAGAGGUGA
This is a messenger RNA of Mizuhopecten yessoensis (Yesso scallop), 951 nucleotides long. RefSeq lists its product as uncharacterized. Bases 1 to 951 code for a protein of 316 amino acids. The record is from RefSeq and is a predicted model, not a curated record. The transcript is spliced from 4 exons. Lineage: Eukaryota; Metazoa; Mollusca; Bivalvia; Pectinida; Pectinidae.